GGGCUACGUCUCAAUUUAGCAUCUUAACGGUGAUCACAGCGGCAGGGGUGGUGAGUGUGGAGCAUGACGGACACCCUUCGACCACCAUCCCUCCAGGUGCACGUCCCCCGGGACGAUCCCGGCCAUGGAGAGGGCGGAGGCGGAGGAGGUCAUGACAGCCUCGUCUGGUCCAACUCGUCCACCCCCACCCUGCGGCGCCGACGGUUUAAGAUGAGGCGAAUGAAAAAGCUGCCCAGUGAGCGGGAACGGCUUGAGAACGGGCUACAGUGGCAGCCAGGAUCACGCUCGGCUUCCAAAGAGUACCUUCAGCUGCCCUCCAUCGAGAUCACGCCGUCCAGCGACGAGGACGCGGCCUGGUCCAACAGCUCCACCCCGAGCGCCUCGCCCCGGCGCAAACGCUUCCUGCUUCGCAAGUGGCUCAAGGUGCGAGAGAAGAAGGAGCAAGGCAGUGAGAGCAGCAGUCAGCAGAGUAGCCAGCAGAGCAGCCAGCAGAGUAGCCAUGACGACGACUCCAGCCGAUUCCUGACUCCCUCCAUCCGUGAGGACAGGGCUGACGGUGGAGCAGACAAGUGUAGCACUGCCAGUAACUCUAACCGGAGUUCCCCUGCUUGCUCUCCGGUUCUGCGGAAGCGCUGUCGCUCUCCCACUCUGCAGAACGUCGAGGCGGAUAACAUGGUGGAGAAAGGCUCUGAGCUGUCCGACACCUCCAGGUCCCCGUCCACCCCUGAGCAACUGGUCACGCGCACCUUCUCGGGACAGUCCACGCGCAGCGGGGGCAAGAACUCCAAGUCUCACAAGCGACUUUCCAAAAAAAGCCAGAGCUGGUACAACCAUGAGAGACAGCACAUUCUCAGAGUCCUCAGUCCCACAUAUAAGCAGCGUAAUGAAGACUUCAGGAAGCUCUUCAAGCAGUUGCCGGACACAGAGCGUCUUAUUGUGGACUACUCCUGCGCUCUCCAGCGGGACAUCCUCCUGCAGGGCCGCCUCUACCUCUCCGAAAACUGGAUCUGUUUUUAUAGCAACAUCUUUCGCUGGGAGACUCUGCUUACAGUACGGCUGAAAGACAUCUGCUCCAUGACGAAAGAGAAAACAGCGCGUCUGAUUCCCAAUGCCAUCCAGGUGUGCACGGACACUGAGAAGCACUUUUUCACGUCGUUUGGUGCGAGAGACAGGACUUACAUGAUGAUGUUCAGACUUUGGCAGAACGCACUGCUGGACAAGCCACUCUGCCCUAAAGAGCUCUGGCACUUUGUACAUCAGUGCUACGGCAAUGAGCUGGGACUCACUAGUGACGAUGAAGACUACGUGCCGCCUGAUGAUGAUUUCAACACAAUGGGAUACUGUGAGGAGAUCCCAGCCGAGGAGAACGAGGUCAGUAAUGAUAACUCAUCCAAGAGCAGCAGUGAGAACAAACAAGACAACAGUUCACCUCUGACACACAAGAGAUCCAUCACCCAGUCCACCAUCACCUCCACCACACCUCCCAGCAGCACUGACACACCACUGUCUUUCGACAUUGCAGCUGAGGAGUACACAGACUGCCUUGCUGAUGGAGAUCUUCUGACUCUCCCUCUGCUGGUGGAGGAGAGGAACAGCGAACCGCCGAGUCCUCUGGGCCCCGUUCCUUCGCCUUCACUCGACUUCAACGACAACGAGGAUAUACCCACUGAUCUCAGUGAUUCCUCAGAGACGCAUGAUGAAGGAGAUGAGGUUCAAGCGUUCCACGAAGAUCUGAAUGGCCGUCACUACAUUAAUGAGGUGUAUAAAUUCAGUGUUGAUAAGCUGUACGGCAUCCUCUUCACGGAGUCCCAGUUCAUGACAGACUUUAUGGACCAGAGGAGAUUCACAGAUGUGGUGUAUCACCCUUGGAAGAAGGAGGAUGCGGGAAAUCAGACGAGAGAUAUCAUGUACACAAUCUCCCUGACCAACCCUCUGGCUCCUAAAACAGCUACAGUUACUGAGACUCAGACCCUGUAUAAGGCCAGCCAGGAGAGUGAGUGCUACAUCAUUGAUGCGGAAGUCAUCACUCAUGACGUGCCGUACCAUGACUACUUUUACACCCUAAACCGCUACAUGCUAACACGUGUGGCCAAGAACAAGUGUCGGCUGAGGGUUUCUACAGAACUGAGGUACAGGAAACAGCCAUGGGGUCUGGUGAAGGGCUUCAUCGAGAAGAACUUCUGGAGUGGGCUAGAUGAGAACUUUAAAAGCCUUGAGCUGGAGUUAGCAAAGAUGGAGGACGCUGUAAUGGAAAGCCACAGACUGUCUCCUAAAGCAGUGAAGAACUCCACCCUGAGGCGGAGGAAAAGGGGUCUCGCUCACCUCCGCACAGCCCAUCUAGAUGAGACGCUCAGCCCUGUUACCACACCAACAGACGACGAGGUCAUCCACCGCAUCAAACACGUGGCAGGUUCCACUCAGACAAGACAUAUUGCUGAGCACAUGCCAGGGGCCGGGAUUUUCAGCAACCUCUCUAAACCAUUACUCAUCAUCAGCUUUGUGAUCUGUAUAAGUCUGGUGCUACUGGUGUUUCUGAAUGUGAUGCUGUUCUAUAAACUCUGGAUGCUGGAGUAUUCUGCACAGAGCCUCACCAGCUGGCAGGGCUUACGCCUACAUGAGAGCAGUAAACUGCCGCAGACACAGAUGGAAUGGGCACAGCUCCUGGAGUCCCAGCAGAGGUACCAUGACGCUGAGCUGCAGAAAUGGAGAGAGAUCAUCAAAUCUUCAGUACUGUUAUUGGAUCAGAUGAAGGAUUCCUUACUGAACCUACAGAAAGGUGUGGGACUGCGAGAUUACAACUCGGACUCGGACGAGGAGAGGAGUCGAUAUUACUGACAGUCCCCCUCCAGGCCACCAGGGAGCGCUGUGCAAUGUAGAGCCACGUAUAAGAGCGAAAGGCAAAAAAACAAAGGGCCCAUCUGUGCGUGUUUGACUAUGCAUACCAAACAAAAGAGACACUUGAUAGAGACCAGAAGAAGAAGAGAUGGACCAGAUGCUGCCAUCGGACGAUCCAACGGGAUCCGAGUCAACCCGCGGGAAGUGGGGCCGUAUCUGUCCCGUGGAAUUGUGGGACGGUUACGGUCCGA
Molecule: messenger RNA, 3086 nt
Organism: Rhinichthys klamathensis goyatoka
Lineage: Eukaryota; Metazoa; Chordata; Actinopteri; Cypriniformes; Leuciscidae
Gene: gramd1bb
Product: GRAM domain containing 1Bb
Exons: 24
Coding region: 64-2835 (923 amino acids)
Biological process (GO): intracellular sterol transport
Cellular component (GO): plasma membrane; endoplasmic reticulum-plasma membrane contact site; endoplasmic reticulum membrane
Molecular function (GO): sterol transfer activity; sterol binding
Source: RefSeq, a predicted model, not a curated record